This is a messenger RNA of Tuber aestivum (summer truffle), 1551 nucleotides long. The record is from the annotation of a GenBank genome assembly. NCBI's taxonomy places the organism in Eukaryota, Fungi, Ascomycota, Pezizomycetes, Pezizales, Tuberaceae.
AUACCUAAGUACUCGAGUGCCCAGAGCCCACACCCGGAUCGCUGGCGCUCUCAUCUAUGGCCAUACAUUUGAUAGGAGGUCAUGGCGCCGGGUGGAAACGAAACGGAAGAUUGAACCAAUCAGGGCGCAGAACGGGCCCGGCUGGAUGAUUGUAACCGGGAAACUUUAGCCAACCAAAAGUCCCGAACCAAUGGUCUCAAGCUCGCGUGCCCCCCGAGCAAAUUGCUCACUGUGUCCUCGUUGACAUUUCAUAGGGUUAGCCGCCCAGCCCAGCCUCACCUCCUUCCUUGCAAGUGUCAGUAUUACCGUGCCGAGCACGCAUCGAGAUUGCAUACCAUAUGCAAACUGCACAGGAAGGGAAGGAAGCAACCUGAUUGAUGGCGGUGACCUGAAGUGGUUUGGUAGGUCCCCAGCAUUGCCAGAAUCCCUUUGAAAACAAUCAAUUCCAGUCUGCGAUGUUUCCCGAGUGGUGUUCUUGGCAGUAGAAACUAUUUAACCUAGGCGGCACAGAGUAGCCAGGCUUAAGCACGAGCAAUCAACCACCUUCCCACUAUCCUCAAAGGUUUUGAACGGUACGGCAGACAACCGCGGGGAGUGGCAGUAUGAUAAUUUCUCUCUUUUAGGGGCUGCCUCGGAUUGUCCAUGCCAAUCUUGAUGGUUUACCUCCCAUUCGGCCAAGCUCCAGUGCCUCAUGCCUUGUCGCUGUUCCAAUUACGGCCGAGGAGGAGGACUCGUGCUCGAGUACCGUACGAUACGGUAUCCUGAAUUUCUCCCCUGGAACUUGCUGUCCAAUCGCCCUUCCGCGGUGCUUGUACUCGUACUUGUACCUCCUGCCAAGCACAGAAGUCUACCAUUUUGGUUUCUUUUUUUCCAGGGGCACUCCAGUUGCCGCGCCACGAUUCCAAUUGGGCUGGCUGAUCUGAGCUACAGGUACAAGUACCGUACAGUAGUGGAUGGCGGAAUAAGGCAAACUUCUCCCAGACAUGCAGCUGCAUCGGCUCAGCUGCUCGAGUACGAGUACUGUACCGUACGUACAGCGCGAUACCGGAAAGCGAGGAUAAAUGAGAAACCCGACCACCAGUGGACCGUAAAUGUCGAUACGAGUACGUGUAUGGUUCCUGUGCAACCAGAACCUGCCCUCGUCGCCAAAUCGAUUGAAAAUUUCAAAACUGGGAGUAACAUCUCCUUCAGAAGGUAUGCUGCAAAUUCCCCCGGUAAAGUUGUUUGUUUUCACCCAUGGUUCACUAGAAAAUUGUUGUGGCGGUUUGAGUUAGAGUUGGAAAUGUUAUCAAUAGCCCCCUACAACACAAUUCUAGUCAUUGAUUUUAAAUGUAUUGAUAAGGUAAAAACAGGAUAGCAAUCAUUAGAUGCUUUUAAGAGGGGUCCCUCACAAAAUUACCGGAGGAAUUCUUUUUAAAGUUUUUUCCUCCAAUGUUAAUAAUUCAGUAUGUCCAGAUUUUCCAGGAACUUUAGGUGGAGGACAGGCUUUAGCUUUCCGCCACUACUCGUAUAGUACCAGCAGCGAUCCAUAGCGAAGGCCCUUGACCACCG